Bactrocera oleae (olive fruit fly) is the source of this 6598-nucleotide messenger RNA. It is a transcript of the gene Ssdp, whose product is annotated as Sequence-specific single-stranded DNA-binding protein. Gene Ontology annotation, cellular component: nucleus. The record is from RefSeq and is a predicted model, not a curated record. NCBI's taxonomy places the organism in Eukaryota, Metazoa, Arthropoda, Insecta, Diptera, Tephritidae. Gene Ontology annotation, biological process: positive regulation of transcription by RNA polymerase II. Gene Ontology annotation, molecular function: single-stranded DNA binding; protein binding.
ACUAUUGGUUUUUUGAAAUUGAAGAUGAAAUGUCGGUAGGUAUUACAUGUUUAAAAGUAAAUUAUAUAUACAUAUGUAUUGUACACAUAAAUAUUUAAAAUUUGAAUAGUAAUAUAUCGCACUUUAGUAGUAUCAACAUAAUCCAUUAGGAAUUUUCUGAUUUUUGGCAACUCUGUAUAUGUGUGUCGUAUUGCAGUAUAUAAUAGCCAUUUAAUAACGCGAGACACACUUGAAGUGAGAAGUUGGAAUUGAAUUUAUUAGUUUUUGACGGUGAAUAACGUAAAUUUAGUAAUAAAUUAUAAUUAAUAAAAUUCGAAUUGUAAUAAAGCAAUUUGAACUUAAAAUGGAAGUGAACGAAGAUGCAAUUGUAUCUUAAAAUUACUUGUGAAAAUCUAUGGGAAAAUUUUCAAGUAAAGCGAAUAGAAUUUUAUGGAAAUAGAGCAAUAACUAUAGAAGUAAAGAAAAGGAGGCGAUUUAAGAAAGAAGCGGUGACAGAGACAGCAGCUAGAGUGAGAGAAAGGUGAUUGCGAAAAAUCGAAAAGAAGAAAAAACAGAAACAAUGAGCACACAAACAACAAAAAGUCAGUAACAAAAAUGACAAUUCGGCAGAGACGUCGACAGUGUUGAUUGCAAAGUCGGCGACGACGACAAAAUGUUUCAUCGGCGUACGUGUAUGAAUGAAGAAUUAUAUUUCAUUUAAAAGUAGUGUUACAAGGUUUUGAUUAAAUAUAAUUCAUUCAAAGAUAAACAAUCUUCAUAAAGGAUAACAAAAUCAUAAAAGUGUAUUGAAUAAAAUUUUGAAUAUUGGAAAAUACAUAAAAUCUAAAGUAGUAAUUAAAACAGAAAGAAGAAGCAACAAAGUGUAUUAAGGAAAAGAAACAACAAAUUACCGAAAGCUAGUGGAUCCUCUCAUACACAGUUUUAUCACGUAAAAGCGAACUUGGAGCGUAAAGCAAACGUGAAACAUUAAAAAUCUGGGUACAGCAGCCAGUUUCGGUGUAUAUAUUUCCAGUGGUGUUGUGCAAAGCAAGGUUGUGUGCUGCUUUCUGUGUUAUUUGUAUUUUGAGCGUAUCAGCAGCAUAGGCAACAAUACAACAACAGUAUAUGUACAAUAGCGCCGACGGUAGCAGUGCAGUCACAGCAACACUUAUAUUAAUUGUGCACGAGUGUAUCAACGACUGCGACGACGACACUGCUGUUUCAGAGAUUCAAACGUACACGAGCACGAUUAUUAGCGACGUUUAUUUAGUGAAGUGGUUGGAAAAGCAGAAGAGGCGGCAGAAGUAGCAACAAAAGCAUACAAAAUAAAGAAAAAACGGUAAAAGAAGAAGCAAGCAUGGCAAACAUGAACUAAAUUUUGCAUAAGACGAGAAACGAGCAUUUCGAUUGUAAAAAGUUCACUUCGAUAUGUGUUUUUGCAAAUAAAAAAAAGCUAAUAUAAAACGUGGAAUAUAGUUUAUGAGUGAAGCUUAGAAAGAAGUAAAAAAGAAAUUGAAUUAAUACCAGUAAUAGCAACAGUAUUGGAUUUACUGACAAGGUUUAGUGAAAGAAGAAGCAAAUGUGACUACAUAAAAGCAAAAACACGAAUAGAGGAGGACGAGCGAACGCACAAAUUACCCACGAACGCAACUGAUAUAACAGAAAGCACAUUAAAUAUGCUGAAAGUCAAAAAAGAAAAGAGAAUGACUGCGUGAGCUUCGCAGUGGCGGCGAGCGCCUAUUAAAUUUUGUACGGUGGCCUCAAAACUUAAAGAACUAGAAAAAAGUAAAUGGAAAACAGAUUAAGAAUAUUACAUGCGAUAGUGAAAAAAGUGAAAAAUUUAAUAUAAAGAGAUAUAAACUUAAAGACACAUUAGUUGGAAGAUUAAAGAGUCCAAUACCGGCAAACAGUGUUUAAAAUUUUAACCACUGCGAGUAAAAAACGGAAGACUCUAGUCGGGUUCCGAUUAUAUUUAUAAGAUUAGUUAGAGUGACUAAUUGAUCCCAAAACAUCAAACAAAAGUUGAAAGUGAAAAAACAGCGCAACACAUCACAACACAGAAUGUAUGGAAAAGCAAAGACAUCGUCAGUGCCAUCAGAUGCACAGGCACGUGAAAAAUUGGCGCUAUAUGUUUAUGAAUACCUGUUACAUGUUGGCGCCCAGAAAGCAGCUCAAACAUUUCUAUCUGAAAUUCGGUGGGAGAAAAACAUUACGUUAGGUGAGCCACCUGGGUUCCUGCACACAUGGUGGUGUGUGUUUUGGGAUCUCUACUGCGCCGCGCCAGAACGGCGAGAUCAAUGUGACCAUUCAUCUGAGGCUAAGGCCUUCCAUGACUAUGGUUUUGUUAGUUCCGGCUACGGAGUAAAUGGAAUUGGUCCCGGGGGACCGCAUAGUGCUGGUGGUCCAGCUCCUAGUCCACUGGGUCAAAUGCCACCAGGUAGUGAAGGUCCGAUGGGGCCAGGUGGUCCAAUGGGUCCUAAUUUCUUUCCAAAUUCCACAAUGCGACCGUCGCCACCGACUCAUGCGUCGAGUCCACAACCGCCACCAUCACAAAUGAUGCCUGGACAACCGCCAUUUAUGGGCGGGCCUCGAUAUCCUGGAGGACCCCGUCCUGGUGUACGCAUGCAGGGCAUGGGUAAUGAAUUUAACGGACCUCCUGGUCAACCUAUGAUGCCGAAUAGUAUGGAUCCGACGAGACCUGGAGGUAUGGGUCCCAUGAAUCCGCGUAUGAAUCCUCCUCGUGGGCCAGGUGGAAUGGGUCCUAUGGGGUACGGUGGGCCUGGAGGCAUGCGAGGUCCUGCACCAGGACCGGGUGGAAUGCCACCAGGUAUGGGUAUGGGAGCGGGCGGACGACCGCCACAGUGGCAACCAAACGCUACAGCACCAAUGAACGCUUAUUCAUCAUCUUCGCCUGGGAACUAUGGCCCUGGACCGGGUUCGAAUGGACCACCUGGCCCAGGAACGCCGAUUAUGCCAUCACCCCAAGAUAAUACCCAAGCUGGUCCAGGCGGUCCAGGCGAUAAUAUGUACUCGAUAAUGAAGCCUGAAUUUCCAAUGGGUGGUGGACCAGAUGGAGGUGGAGGAGGUCCGGGAGGCAUGGGUCCUAUGGGUGGAGGUCCUAAUUCUAUGGGUCCUGUACUUAAUGGUGGUGGUGGAGACGGUACCGGAUUAGAUGGCAUGAAAAACUCACCAGCAAAUGGAGGUCCGGGAACGCCUCGUGAAGAUUCUGGAAGCGGAAUGGGAGAUUACAAUUUGGGCGGAUUCGGUGGUCCGGGGGAAAAUGAUCAAAAUGAAUCAGCAGCUAUACUAAAGAUAAAGGAAAGUAUGCAUGAAGAGGCCAAAAGGUUUGAAAAAGACUCGGAACACCCGGACUAUUUUAUGCAAUAACAACAUAGUGGCAACAACACAACCACGACGCACACGACAGCGGCGGUUGCUGCAGUGGCGGCGGCUUUAGGAGCAAAUAUGUUGUGCGGUCAAGCUGCAGCUGUUUCUCAAAAUCUUAGCACCAGUAACUCUAGUGGCAACAACAAUCUCAUAAACAAUGCCAACAACAGUAGUCCCCCCGUAUUAACGCCGCAUUUCCAUAAGGAACUUAAUUUUUAAAGAAACAAUUUUUGAUUACAACUAACAUCAUACAGAAUCAGAUGAUACAAAUUUAUAUAUAUAUAUAUAUAUAUAUAUAUACAGUUAUGAAAAAACCACUGUUUAAUUAUCAAUAACAGUAUAUAUAAAUAAUCCUAAUUCAGAUUACAUGUCUUUUAAAAUUACCAGGUUGGAAAUGAGACCGACCGUAAAGAACAGUUAAGAGAAUGCCCAAAAAUUUAAUAUUUUUUUCCAGAUCUUUAAUCGAUCCCUGUCUUGUUCUGUAGACAACGCGCCAAUUCAAUAACGCGGAUAAAUCUCAAAUCAAGCGAGCUACUUAAAAUGAUCUUUGAGUAACUUUUACUUUAAAAAAUUUGCAAAAAGUAUUAAGAUUGUACAAAAUAAAAGCGCAAUUAAAUAUAACAAUAGAUACCGUGCACAGCCGAUUUUACAAAUCAAAUAAAAGAUAAAUAAUUUCGAAUGUGGAAUUUAAGAUGGUCAAGAUAUCGAAAUUAUACAAAUAUGCAACACGAAUCCUACAUCCCUGUCUUUGCUUCAUUGCUAAGCAUGAAGCAAAUAUAAAACAACAUGAAUAUAGAAAAAUCCGUAAAGACAUGUUUUUUUUUUUGUAAAAAAUAUACAUACAUUUACCAAUAAUUGUUAAACCUAAAAUAAAUUUAAAAUAAUAUGGUACUUAUUAAAGCGAACUUAAAUUGUAUAAUAUUAAACAUAAACGACUACAUAUUACUAAAUGCUAAACGCAGAUAUGUUAAAAUAUAAAAACUUAUACCUUUUAAAAGGAUUUCACCUAUGAGGAAAUACUUUAAUGCAAAAAUCGUGUAUAUUUAAGAGUAUUUAAAGUAAACGCGGUAAAUGCAGCACUACAGCUGUAGAUGCUGCAUUAACUGCUCAACAAUAUACGUGUAUAAUAUAAUACUAAAAUAUGGAAUAUGUAAAAUAUAUAUAAAUAAAAGGUAUAUAACAAUUAUUUGUCAGACGCAGCACUCGAAUUUUAUGAAAUCUCUUUUUUUAGUUGCAUUAAGUAUAUAAAACAUGCUUAAGCGUCGAAAGAGGAGAGAAGCGUGGACACCACCUCAUAAUUAUAUAAAUUGCACAAAUUGAAUGCCAUGCUGCGUAAAACGAAUAAAUUCUCCUGAAAUAUUAAUAUAAAUAUUUUCGUUCAUUAAAAUAAUCAAGCUUUUAUAAAGCAAAACUGUAGUGCUCAGCACAAAUUUGAAUUAAUUGGGCACAAGAGUACACCCAAAAUAAAUUUAUAUUAUAAUAUUUUCAUGCAAUUUUAAAUGGUUUAUAUAUGAACAUAUGGACAUAAUUUAAAAAGUGUAGUAAGAAUAAUUAUAUGGUUUAAAUGUAUACAUAUGUUCUAUUUUUUCGCUUUCAUCAAAUUUUUUAUUUUUAUUUAUUAUGUUUGCAAAAAGUGCAGCCAAAUUUUUCCGUAGAAAAAGAAAUUUUAUUGGUUGAUUAGAUAUGAGCGUUUUCGGAGGUAAAAAAUAUAUAUGUAUGAAGUUCCAUUCUCUUUAUAUAUCUUUAUAUAUUUAGUUUGAUAUAUUCAAUAUUCCAAAUUCUGAAGAGUUAUAACGUUUUUUAAAUAUUCAAUUAGUUUUAAAGUAGUGCAUUCAUGACAAAACAUCACGUGCUCUUAAUAAAUUUGUUUUAUCCAUAUUGAUUCAGUAUACACCAUAAUUUGUAAUUACAGUAUGAAAACAAUUACUGUUGAAGGUGUCACAAAAGAUCUUACAAGUAAUAUCGGCAAUGGUGGUGUGCCAGCAAAAAAUAUACAAUUAGAUAAAGAAAUAAAUCUUUUGUUCGCAUAUAAAAAUAUGUAAAAUAUAUGUUUAUAUCUAUUUAAAUACUAUAUCAUAAAUGCGUACAUGCAGAUUUAGUAAGGAAUGAGUGAUUUUAUGCGGCUGAGGGGAAAAUAGAAUCAUCCCAUAUACACGUAUAUAUGUAGACAUAAAUAUACAAAUAUUUCUAUAACUAUGCUUAUAUACGAUACAUAUACAUAUAAGCUGCAUGUGUAUAUAUACUAAUAUAUGAUGCAAUAUUGUACAAAAAUUCAAAUUAUAUACACAGCAUAUGUAAUUAAAUAAAAUAUUUACUUUAUAUAUAAAAAAUAAUUAUAAUUUCAAAAGAUAGCACAUUACAACUUAAAAGUCUUUAUAGUUAUCAUUAGCAGAAGGGAAAGCAAAGAAUAAAUAAAAUAUUAAAAAAAAACAUAAAAAGCGAAAAACACUUAAAAACAAAAAAUGGUUGAAUAAAUUAGUUAAUAAGUACAAUGUAAGUAAUGAAAUAUGAAUAUCUAUUAUGUAGGCAUGUAUUGUACAAUAUUUAUACACGGAUUAUUGAUCAUUGUUCUUACAUGUAUGUAUGUAUGUAGUACACGUUUUUUUUUUUUAUUACUGUGUCCUUAGAGCGGUUUAGUCUUAAUUUUACUGAUUUUUCAUAUCCCAAAAAUUAGGGUUAGUCCUCUUUGAUGUAUUAAUUUUAUUUUAAAAUUCAAAAAAGAUAAAUCAAAACACAUGCAUUAUAUUGGUAUUAAAAAGAGCGUUUCAUUAACUGCAUCACUUUUGAAAUACAUACAUACAUUUUGUAUUCAUAAAGGUAAAGUUGAUGACAAUUUUAUUAGUAUCUGAAAAUUAAUUUGUAGUUGCAUAUUUCAACAAAUAUUUAAUACGAAAACCACUAAAAUAGUUUUCGACAAAUGCAAAAUAAUGAAAAUAUUAAUUUCUAAAAUUUUAUAUUAUAAGCUUAAGAUAAAAAAUAAUAUACCUAUAUAUAUAAUAUACAUACAUAUAUAUAUAUAUAUAUGAAAUAAAAAUUUGCAUAUGACAAAAUUGUGUGAAAGAAGGAAUGGACAAUGAAUGCACACUUUUAUGCGAUUAAUGUCAUUGUAAUUGACGAUGAUGAAUGUGAUCAUCGUGGUAAUAUUUCGUGAUGAAUAUAUGAAUUUUGAUGCAGUUUGUAUGCAUGAAACGAUAAAAACCGCAGUUGCAAAAAAAAAAAAAAAAAAAAACAA